UUGGCAGCACUGCUCAUGGUGAUUGUCAAAAAGUGUUGCGAAACGCGGUGGAAAAAUCGUGUUUAUUUUUCUGUAAAAAGUGAGCGAUAGCCGUAGUGAAAAGUGCAAAAUGCUUCACAGAUUUUUCCAAAAAGUCUUCUGUUCAGAUGGCACACCAACACGACCAGCCAUUGGGGCACCAGAUGGUGCUGGAGAGAAGGGCAAAGACACCGGCUCACAUGGGUUGUCCCUUACGAGUAUCUUAGGGCCACCGCGCCAAGUGGGUACCCUCGAGGACCUCCACAAGAAGUGUAAGGAGGUGUUUCCGGCCACAUUUGAGGGUGGCAAGGUGAUGAUCAACAAGGGACUGAGCAAUCACUUUCAAGUCUCUCACACACUCACCCUCAGUGGUGAUCCGGGCAAGACAGGAGUCAGUGGGUAUCGUUUUGGCGCGACUUUUGUGGGCACGAAGCAAAUCAGUCCCACAGAGAUGUAUCCAGUGUUAUUGGGAGAUAUCGAUCCGGCGGGAAAUUUGAAUGCCAAUGUAAUUCAUCAGCUGACAGAUCGGAUCAAGGGGAAAUUUGCCGCCCAGAUCCAGGAGAGUCAAGUAACUGCUGCACAAAUGUCAGCAGAAUACCAUGGUCAUGACUUUACUGCCUCUGUCAUCACCGCCAAUCCCAAUCUGGUCAAUGGAUCGGGGAUUUUAAUCGGUCACUACCUCCAGGGGAUCACUGACAACAUCUCCCUGGGCAGCGAAAUUGUGUAUCAGUUUGGACCGGCUGUUCCAGGUGGAGAGAAUGCUAUGAUCUCCCUGGCUGGACGCUACAUCCAUGGAGACACCACAUGGACUGGCACCAUAGACUUUUCCGGUGUGCAUUUAUGCUAUCACUCCAGGGCGAGUGAACAACUCCAGCUGGCAGUUGAAGUGGAAACCAAUUUCCGGAUGCAGGACUCAGUAGCGUCCUUUGGCUACCAAGUGGACCUCCCGAAGGCUAACCUUGUGUUCAAGGGUAUGGUAGACACUCAUGGGACGGUGGCUGGAGUGCUUGAGAAGAAACUCGAACCACUGCCCUUCACCCUUGCCCUCAGUGGUGCCCUUAAUCACUCCAAAAAUCAAUUCCGCAUGGGAUGUGGCAUAGUUCUAGGCUAGUCUCCUUUCGCACCUCCUAGACUUCAACUGCUUUACAAAAAAAAUACCAUUAAUAAAAAAUUACGUUGCGUAGAUGAAAA
Phlebotomus papatasi is the source of this 1209-nucleotide messenger RNA. RefSeq names its product mitochondrial import receptor subunit TOM40 homolog 1-like. The record is from RefSeq and is a predicted model, not a curated record. Gene Ontology annotation, cellular component: mitochondrial outer membrane; mitochondrial outer membrane translocase complex. Gene Ontology annotation, biological process: protein import into mitochondrial matrix. The coding region runs from base 110 to 1129 and encodes 339 amino acids. Gene Ontology annotation, molecular function: transmembrane protein transporter activity. The transcript has a single exon. Lineage: Eukaryota; Metazoa; Arthropoda; Insecta; Diptera; Psychodidae.